Messenger RNA from Guyanagaster necrorhizus, 1308 nucleotides. RefSeq lists its product as uncharacterized. Lineage: Eukaryota; Fungi; Basidiomycota; Agaricomycetes; Agaricales; Physalacriaceae. The record is from RefSeq and is a predicted model, not a curated record. The coding region runs from base 124 to 1056 and encodes 310 amino acids. The transcript has 3 exons.
GUCGACAGUGUCGGCACCCUGCUUGACGCAGGAGUUUUGCUUCAUUUCUUCACUCUUUUCCGUUUCUCUACAAGCCACUCAUUAACCACAUUCUCCAUUCCUUCAACUGCCACAUUCUCCAGCAUGUUGAAAUUCGCUGCUACUGUCCUCGCAACUUCAAGUGUUAUCGUGCUGUCUGUAAUAUCUGCACCUAUCCGACGCGACGUCAAUUCAGAUUUGAUUCCUGAAUUCGGACUGGAAGCGGGAAUCAACCCAACCGGUACUGGAGAUUGCGAUGGGAUUACGGGGGCCAACGGGAGCCCCAUUUUGAUUCCUUGCGUAUGCCCUCCGGAGCGUGAUACCUUCAUUCAGUCUCUGAAUGCCAACGUCAAUGCUGGAUUCGUCAUCAAUAAUCCAUCAGUACAAGUGUCUUUCCCGGAGGACGACUCUCAAGCGUCCCAGCUUGCGAGGAUACAGACGGCCCUAGUCACCUUGCAGAAUAUUAACGGGACAGGGAAGGGUUGUCCUGCUGCCUCUACCACUUUUGUGGCACAACAGAAAGCUAUACAAGAAGGAACUACUGCCGCAUCAUCAUCGUCGGCAGCUGCAUCUUCAUCCUCGCCCUUAUCCUCGUCGGCAACCUCUUCGUCUGCGCCAGCUACUGUAACUUUCUCUGUCGCAAGCGACAAUUCCACUGUGACGGACACGACGAAUAGCACAGUUGACCCAUCCCUGGUUCCCGAGUUCGGAAUAGAGGCUGGCGUUAACCCAUCAGGCACUGGCAAUUGUGACGGAACUACCGGUGCUGAUGGCAACCCGGUGCUUAUUCCAUGCUCUUGUCCUCCUGAAAGGACUUCGUUCAUCAAAUCUCUCAGUGCCAACGUCGCCGCUGGCCAUGCCGUCAACAAUACGGCUGUUGCGAUAGAUUUUCCUACGGAUAACUCGACUGCAUCACAAAUUACGAGGAUCACGGCGGUUUUGAUAUCAUUGCAGAAUCUGGAGGGACCUGGGGUCGGUUGUCCUGCAUCAUCGACAACAUUGUUGGCACAGAUGAAGGCUCUUCAAGCGCAGCUGUAGUAGGAAUCACUCUUUGCACUUCAAUGAGUCGCCUUACGACAUUGUUAGAGGCGUUGCGAAGGGGAACGCUUGUUCAUCAUACUGCUUGUUUUUUUGAUGACAAUUUUACAAAUUUUUGUAAGAGGGCCCAUAUGGCACCAUAGCAUAUGCCAUAAGUUGUGUUCGGAACAAAAAUUAUGUUCAUCAUAACGCACGGUGCGAUGCUACAGGUACCAAGAAUACAUUAUACUUAAUAUCAACAAGUGUAAAUUU